GGAAGAGACAAGUGCAGGUGGGAUAAUCUUGUCUCGUGGAUUUCCGAUAGAAAACAAAGGAGAUCUCUCGCCAGAUAUGGAUCCUCAGAAUCUGUCACCUUUCAACCUAUAAAGCAAAAGCAACUUCCCCUUCUCUUUCUCAACCAACUCCUCCUUAGUCUUUCUCUGCUUUUCUUCCAAACACACUCUCCGUCUCUCCUUUCUCAUUUUUCUUCAAACUUCAAAGGAAUAUUCUCUUCAUCGGAGAUGGCAGCUACCGCCGAUCUUUUCAUUCAGCGACUGCCUGAAGUGUCCGCGCGUGAGCUUCACGUCCUUGCUGUUGAUGACAGCCAUGUUGAUCGCAAGGUCAUUGAACGGUUGCUCAAAAUCUCUUCAUGCAAAGUGACAGUUGUGGACAGUGGAACUAGAGCUUUACAGUAUCUAGGGUUGGAUGGAGGAGAGAAAAAUAGUUCAAUUGAUUUUGAUAGCAUGAAGGUUAAUCUGAUAAUGACUGACUAUUCGAUGCCGGGGAUGACAGGAUUCGAACUCCUAAAGAAGAUCAAGGAAUCGUCGAUAUUUAGAGAGAUUCCGGUGGUGGUGAUGUCUUCUGAGAAUAUCUUGACCCGAAUUGAUAGUUGCUUGGAAGAAGGAGCAGAGGAGUUUCUGUUGAAACCUGUUAAGUUGUCCGACGUAAAACGUGUGACGGAUUUCAUCAUGAGAGGUGAAGGGAUGAAAGGAGGCAAAAGAUCUCAAAAACGAAGGCGUUCGGACGAUUGCAUUCCAUCUCUAACAACUGAACUUUCACCAUUGUCUCCAUCCACCUUGGCCUCAAAGAAAUCUAAACUAUGAGAAGUCGUUUUUAUCUUAUUAUUUCUCCAUUUUUGCCAGAACCAUUGUUCAUAUACCAAAGCCUCAUGAUGUAAUGUG
Arachis duranensis is the source of this 906-nucleotide messenger RNA. RefSeq names its product two-component response regulator ARR5. Gene Ontology annotation, biological process: cytokinin-activated signaling pathway; phosphorelay signal transduction system. The coding region runs from base 247 to 828 and encodes 193 amino acids. The record is from RefSeq and is a predicted model, not a curated record. The transcript is spliced from 5 exons. Lineage: Eukaryota; Viridiplantae; Streptophyta; Magnoliopsida; Fabales; Fabaceae.